GAAUCCAGAUGCAGGCCAAGUACAGCAGCACGAGGGACAUGCUGGAUGCUGAUGGGGACACCACCUUGAGCCUGCAUUCUCGAGCGUCUACUACAACCCAGCGGCCAGAGCCGGAGCGCACAGAGCACCAGCCCCGCUCUUCAGCUUGGCGUCCAGUGGCCCUGACCCUGCUGGCUUUGUGCUCGCUGCUGCUGAUUGGCCUGGCAGCACUGGGGCUUGUGUUUUUUCAGUUCUACCAGCUCUCCAAUACUCAACAAGACAGCCUCUUUAAAAAGGAAGAAAGAUUGGGGAAUCUCUCCCGACAGCUGCAAUCUCUCCACGCCCAAAACAGGAAGCUUGCAGAAACUCUGCAGCACGUGGCUGAAAAACUUUGUCGAGAGCUCUAUAACAAAACUGGAGAACACAGAUGCAGCCCUUGCCCAGAAAAAUGGAAGUGGCAUGGGGACAAAUGCUACCAAUUCUAUAAAGAGAGCAAGAGUUGGCAGGGCUGUGAAUAUUUCUGCAUUUCUGAGAACUCGACUAUGCUGAAGAUAAACACACAGCAAGUGCUGGAGUUUGCCAUGCCUCAGAGCUACUCUGAGUUUUUCUACUCUUAUUGGACAGGGCUAUCCCGCAAUGGCAGUGAUAAGGCCUGGCUGUGGAUGGAUGGAGCCCACUACUCCCCUGAACUGUUUGAGAUUAUAAUAGACUUCACUAGCCUGAGAAGCAGAGACUGUGUGACCAUCCUCAAUGGAAAGGCUUUCUCGAAAGACUGCAGAGAGUUGAGGCGGUGUGCUUGUGAGAGAAUAGCAGCAAAAGUGAAGCUUGAGAGGCUCCAUUAGCUUCUCUGAACCAUAGAGGUGAUUGACUCUCCAGCUACAAAUGCAACUUCAAGCUUCCUCCAGAAAACCUGAAGAUCAGAACAAAAGUCAAUCUCUUUAUGUGCACCUCUUCUAGUUUGGUUUCACUUCCUAUUUCCUUCCAUUUGAUCCAUGUUCAUACAACAAUUCAACAAAACGGUUGAGCCAAACCAUCUCAAUGCAAGAGAUAUUUCAGACAUUGGGAAAUGGAAAAAAAUCAGGAAAGGCAAUCUCUCUGACUGGUACAAGAAGGUUUUUUGUGUUUCCUGUUCAGGAUCACCAGCACUUCUGAGUUUGGAUUCAUGCAUAUAUUUUCCAGUCACAAAGAAGUCCUAUUUAUGUACCACCAAGCAGCCUCAGAAACUCACAAAUUUGUUGGAAUCCACCUUCUUAACUUAGAGAUAACUUUCUAGUGUUCUUCCUUCUCAGCAUCGACUAUCAUCUUCCGGUUUCCAUGUCUUCCUUAAUACCUGGAGAAGUGAAAAACUUACUGAAGUAGCACAAAUAAAUGUAUGUAACAUUCUUUGUCCCAACAGUCAAGUUGUCCAUGAGGAAUGAGCAAUCAUUCCCUAUACUGUGCUACCAAAUACACAGCUAAUUCUUUUUGUUUGCUUCGGUUCAUACUUUUCCCUUCCCAAUCUCUCACUAAAGCCCCCGUCUUCUAUGUCUAUGAACUGCUUUCCGCUGGGAUAAUUCUCUUUAUUAGAAUCUUAACUUUUUACAAACAUACCUCCCCAUGUCCACUUAAGACUCCAAUAAUUGUCUCCUUUCUCUAGCAAUUUGUCACAGGAAAGAACUAUUCUCAACUCAGUUCCAUACCGGAAUUACUGUCCCUGAUGCUCCCUUCAGAGAGAUUGAUGGUGCCGGCAAAAGUCAAUCUCUUUACGUGCAUUUCUAAUAGUUUGAUUUCUGUUCCUGUUUUCUUC
This is a messenger RNA of Diceros bicornis minor, 1765 nucleotides long. It is a transcript of the gene CLEC1A, whose product is annotated as C-type lectin domain family 1 member A. The transcript has 6 exons. The record is from RefSeq and is a predicted model, not a curated record. Bases 9 to 821 code for a protein of 270 amino acids. Lineage: Eukaryota; Metazoa; Chordata; Mammalia; Perissodactyla; Rhinocerotidae.